Cuscuta europaea is the source of this 2354-nucleotide messenger RNA. NCBI's taxonomy places the organism in Eukaryota, Viridiplantae, Streptophyta, Magnoliopsida, Solanales, Convolvulaceae. The record is from the annotation of a GenBank genome assembly.
CCGGAUAAUAGUAUUGCCAAAACGACGACAAGGUUUUGACGAGCGAAAGAAACAGAGAGGCUAGCAAAGCGAGCCCCACAAGUUGGUUUGGCAUCUUCCUGUUUUGGGACUCGAUCGAACCUGCAACCCCUCUUCCUCUCCUGCCCUCUCAGCUCUACCCCCGCCCCCGCCAGCCAGCCCAGUCUAUGAAUAUUGAGCUCUGCUCGGCUUUCCAGAUCCAUCUGAGUUUGAAUGGGCUGAAGGAGAUGAGGUUUAGGGUGUGAAGAUAGUUUAACUUUGUUUCUAAUCUUGGGAGAACCCCAUAAAGCUCAUAUAUUGAGUGAUUCAAGUCUGGUUCUUUGGGAUUCAAGUCUUCGUAUGGCAGUUGCCAAGAGCAACAAGAACACUGAAUCAUCAUCAUCAUCUUGUCCAAGCAAUUGCUAUAAAGUUGCCAAUUUGGAUGAAACAAUAUUGGGGGCAAACCAAAACGCUGACCUUAAAGACAGGUAUGUUCUUGGAGGGCAAUUAGGUUGGGGGCAGUUUGGCGUCAUCAGACUCUGUUCUGACAAAUUCACUGGAGAAGUGUUAGCUUGCAAGUCAAUAGCUAAGAGUAGAUUGGUCUCUCAAGAAGAUGUGCGAAGUAUUAAGCUUGAAAUUGAGAUAAUGAGUAUGGUUUAUGGGCAUCCUAAUGUUGUGGAUCUAAGGGCAGUGUAUGAGGAGGAAGAUUUCGUCCAUAUAGUGAUGGAGUUGUGUUCUGGGGGAGAGCUUUUUCACCAGUUAGAGAAGCAUGGGAAAUUUUCUGAGGGAGAGGCCAGGGCUGUCUUUCGUCACCUAAUGCAAGCUGUCAUGUACUGUCAUAAUAAAGGCAUUGUUCACAGAGACUUGAAGCCCGAAAACAUUCUUUUAGCUACAAGAGCGUCUUCUUCUCCCAUUAAAUUAGCUGAUUUUGGUCUUGCAACGUUUAUCAAACCAGGAGAGAGUUUGCGUGGUACUGUUGGCAGUCCGUUCUAUAUAGCCCCCGAGGUAUUGAAGGGAGGUUAUAAUGAAGCCGCAGAUAUAUGGAGUGCCGGUGUUAUUCUUUACAUUCUCCUUAGCGGGAUACCACCAUUUUGGGGGAAGACUAAAUCUAAGAUAUUUGAUGCUGUUAGGGCCGCUGAUCUACGGUUCCCUUCUGAUCCUUGGGAUUCCAUUUCUUGUUCAGCAAAAGAGUUGAUCAAGGGAAUGCUUUGCACUGAUCCAUGCCACAGGCUUACAGCUCAACAAAUUCUUGGCCAUUCAUGGGUAAGUGACACGUUGGGACUUUUGCAAGAGCCAAAUGCACAUGAUGAAAGAAAUAUGGCACGUUCAGAUGGUGAAGGCUUAUUCUCUUCCUCAUUCAUGGAUAGGGAUAUUAGCUUUGGGACAGGGUCAGCUAUAGUAUGUGAUGCCCCGUUCACAUGCCGCUCAUCAUUUUCUUCUUUCCUGUCCACAACAUCAACUCCUCCUCCUCACUUUGAGUCGGGUGGUGGGUUUUCUUUUCAAAGCACCACAGAAUUUUCUACUCCCCUUUCCUCCAUCCCAAGCUUUGCAUUCUCCAGUCCAACUUGUAAUGUUGAACAAGGUGCUGGCUCUAAGCUGGAUCUCUUGGCAAACCCAUCCAAGCAAGAUUCACUUCACAAAGAGGCAGACGGUACAGGAAAGUUGUUUAUGAUGGACGACGCUCCCUUAUGCUGUGGGCAUGUGGCGGGAAGAUCAGAGUGCAAAGCAUUUGAGGCUGAAAGAGGUGAAGGAUCAAACAUGUCAAGAACGUCAGGUAUACACAGCAGUAGGAGGAACCAUACAAUAGGACUCGGUGAACUUGACUUCAUGGUGUCUGAAUCGGUUAUCCGUUGGGCAUCGUGCACCUGUCUUCCAACCAACACUUCGCUUAGGUCUUCACUUGUCUGUUGAAAGUUGAAGAUUUGGGUGUGGCCCCUGCUGAACAGGCCAGCGCCUCUCUUACUGGAAGACAAUGAGAAGACCUCUUAGUAUGUUCGAGUUUGUAUGUUUUUGACACAGCGAGAUUCUAUAUUGGUAUCUGGGAUUGAGUGGUUUUACUUAAUUACUUUUCACACCAGAUGCCACGUGCAAUUAGGCUUUGCACCUUUGACUUUCCGGUGUUUUAUUAGGUAUUAGUAGCAAUCCCGAACUGUUUUGGAAGAGAAAUGAAACUCUAAUCAGUGGUGUAUGUAUAAACUUUUGCCUGUUUCUUACUUAUGUUUGUGUCCCAGCUAUGGCAUCCAUGUUAUAUCGUUACUGAAGUUGGUGAAUGUAUUUAUUUAAGUAUACGUACAUGGUACACUUCAUAUACAUUGGAUUCCUUUGGCAAAUUGUGUAAUUAAAAAUGACUUGAUGUA